AUGACGGAAACCGUUCGAGUUGUGGUCGACUCUCUCAUCGCUGCCGGGGUGGAGUACGUCUUUGGUGUUCCCGGAGCCAAGAUCGAUUCCCUCUUCAAUGAGCUGCUCGACCACCCAAAGAUCAAGCUGGUUGUCUGCCGUCACGAGCAAAAUGCUGCGUUCAUGGCAGCAGCUAUAGGAAGGCUCACUGGUCGACCUGGUGUUUGCAUCGCCACUUCAGGACCAGGCACGAGCAACCUGGUGACGGGAUUAGUGACAGCCAAUGACGAAGGCUACCCAGUUGUCGCCAUCGUUGGGAGUGUCAAGCGAGCGCAGGCAUUGAAACGCACGCACCAAAGUCUUCGAGGUGUUGAGCUUCUCACACCCGUCACCAAGAAAUCUGCCGCAGCAGUCGUCGAGAAUCAAGUUGCUGAGAUUAUACUCGACGCUUUCCGAACUGCCAGCUCGUUCCCACGGGGAGCAACGUCUGUGACGCUUCCCGCCGACAUUAUGCUGGCUUCGGUGAGCAAAACGACUGUACCGGCGUUCCCUUCUUCGGCUUACCUUCCCCCGAGCUAUGGCACCGCUACGAAUGAGGUUCUUGAUACAGCUGCAGCUCUAAUUAGUUCUGCCAAAGCUCCAAUCUUGUUCUUGGGUCAACGCGCAAUUGACGCAGACAUCGUGGCAACCAUUCACAAGUUUCUUCAAAAACAUCCGGUUCCUGUCAUUGAAACGUUUCAAGCAGCAGGUGCCAUCUCUAAAGACCUCAAGCACCUCUUUUACGGCCGCGUGGGAUUGUUUCACAAUCAACCAGGGGACAAGCUCCUCAGUCAGGCAGACUUGGUUAUCACCAUUGGCUAUGACCAGGCGGAAUACGAUGCCGACCAGUGGAAUGCAGACUGCCACCUGGAUAUACUGCACUUGGAUUUCGUUCAAGCUGACUAUGUGCAAUGCUACUCGCCGAAAUUAGAGGUCAUUGGAUCCCUGACUGCAAACAUUGAUGCCAUUGCUGAUCGAGUCACCGAGGUGGCUCGACUGCAGGACACAGCCGCCGGCAAGAGAAUUGUCGCAGAGCAGCAGGAUUGGCAGUCUUCCGAAGCUGCUCUUGCGAAAACUGAUGGCCCAGUCCAACCUCUGUACUUUAUUCGCCUGUUGCAAAGCUUGCUCGAUCAAGACACCGUUGUAACCUGCGAUGUUGGCAGUAUAUAUGUCUACUUCUCACGCUAUUUCUACUCUUACAAGCCAAAAACGUUUUUGACAUCAAAUGUCCAGCAGACUCUAGGAGUUGGCCUUCCUUGGGCCAUCGGCGCGUCAUUGUGCCAGAAGCCGACGCCGUGCUCCAAAAAGGUAGUAAGCAUUAGCGGCGAUGGCGGAUUCAUGUUCAGCUCACAAGAGCUGUCCACGGCCAUGCAGCUCGGUUGUAAUAUUACACACUUUAUAUGGAACGACGGCAAAUACAACAUGGUUGAAUUCCAGGAGGUGGACAAAUACGGGCGAAGUGCUGGUGUCGACCUCGGCGGCGUGGACUUUGUCAAGUUUGCUGAGUCCUUUGGAGCCAAGGGACUUCGUGCCAACAACUCUAAAGAACUCGAUGCUGUGGUUAAAGAAGCAUUGAGCUAUGAUGGAGUCUGCAUUGUCGAUGUGACUAUUGACUACUCAAAGAAUCAUGACUUGAUGAGGCAGAUUACCGUAGAGAAUGUUAACUAA
Messenger RNA from Trichoderma aggressivum f. europaeum, 1686 nucleotides. RefSeq lists its product as uncharacterized. Bases 1 to 1686 code for a protein of 561 amino acids. The transcript has a single exon. Gene Ontology annotation, cellular component: acetolactate synthase complex. Gene Ontology annotation, biological process: L-valine biosynthetic process; butanediol metabolic process. The record is from RefSeq and is a predicted model, not a curated record. NCBI's taxonomy places the organism in Eukaryota, Fungi, Ascomycota, Sordariomycetes, Hypocreales, Hypocreaceae. Gene Ontology annotation, molecular function: acetolactate synthase activity; magnesium ion binding; thiamine pyrophosphate binding.